AUGGUGGGGUACGGUGCCGAUGCGCCAGCUGGACCCUACAGUUGGCCGCUGGUGGGCAUCCUGCCGCGCGUGCUCGUCAACAGCGACCGCAUCCUGGAGCUCAACCAGGAGGCCCACCUCCAAUACGGGGACGUGUUCUCGUGGCGGCUGGUGCACCUGCGUGGCAUGUCGAUCGCCGAUCCCGAGUGCCUCAAGUGGGUGCUGCAGACCAACUUCCGCAACUACGAGAAGGGUCCCCACAUGGCCCACCUCCUGGGCCCGCUCCUCGGCCGCGGCAUCUUCGUGGCCAACGGCGACACCUGGAAGCACCAGCGGACGACGGCCAAGCCUCUCUUCCGGACUGAGAGCAUCAAGGACAUGCUGCCUGUCUUCGUCUCCGGCGCCGAGACCGUGAUCGCCACACUUGAGCGAGUUGCUGACUCAGAACCGAUAGACCUCCAGAACCUCUUCAUGAGGUACACGCUUGACUCGAUCGGGCUUGUCGGGUUCGGCCACGAUAUCGGUUCCCUCCAUCGCCCCGUCGAGUUCUCUUAUCUGUUCGAUAAAGCCCAAGCCGAGAUCGACAAGCGGGCCGACAAUCCCCUCCGCGAGUACGUGCUGGGGUGGGGCGGCGGCCUGGAGGCGGACAUUGCCCGUAUGGACCAGUUCGUGCUGGGCAUCAUUCGCCGGCGCCGGGCCGAGCCGCCCGACGAGCUGCGCCAGAAGAGCGACCUCCUCUCCCGCUACCUGUGCCUGCGCGACCCACAGGGCCUGCCCUUCUCCGAUGCCUACCUGCGCGAUGUGGUGAUGAACUUCCUGAUCGCGGGGCGAGACACGACGGCCAUCCUCCUGACGUGGGCGUUUUACCUCCUGGCCCUCCACCCGGAGGCCGCCGAUCGGGCGAUCGGCGAGAUCGACGAGCGCGUGGGCGGCCGGGCGCCCACCUGGGACGACCUCAGCCAGCUGCCCUACCUCCGGGCCGUGCUCGACGAAACCCUCAGGCUCUACCCACCCGUGCCCAGCAACUUUAAGAUGGCGGUACAAGACGACGUCCUGCCCAAUGGCGUGAGGGUGAAAGCCGGGACCUACAUCGGCUUCAACGCGUACACGAUCCACCGGAGCCGGCAGUGGUGGGGCGACGACGCCGACCAGUUCGUGCCGGAGCGGUGGCUGGACCGGGAGCGCGUGCGCGCGAUGCACCCCUUCCAGUACUUUCCCUUCCUGGCCGGCCCUCGCGUGUGCCUCGGCAUGCACAUGGCCCUCCUCGAGGCCAAGCUACUGGCGGUGAUGGUCCUGCAGCGGUUCCGCUUCCGCCUGGCGCCAGGCCACGUCGUUCGGCCCAGGAAAGCUAUCACGAUGCCGGCCGCCCACGGCCUCUACGCUCACGUACUGGCCCGCUCCGCCGUCGCUCCCCAGAGCUGA
Messenger RNA from Acanthamoeba castellanii str. Neff, 1401 nucleotides. RefSeq names its product cytochrome p450 superfamily protein. Gene Ontology annotation, molecular function: heme binding; oxidoreductase activity, acting on paired donors, with incorporation or reduction of molecular oxygen; iron ion binding. The record is from RefSeq and is a predicted model, not a curated record. The transcript has 11 exons. NCBI's taxonomy places the organism in Eukaryota, Discosea, Longamoebia, Acanthamoebidae. Bases 1 to 1401 code for a protein of 466 amino acids.